Molecule: messenger RNA, 2042 nt
Organism: Exophiala oligosperma
Lineage: Eukaryota; Fungi; Ascomycota; Eurotiomycetes; Chaetothyriales; Herpotrichiellaceae
Exons: 2
Coding region: 286-1743 (485 amino acids)
Biological process (GO): succinyl-CoA metabolic process; tricarboxylic acid cycle
Cellular component (GO): succinate-CoA ligase complex
Molecular function (GO): succinate-CoA ligase (ADP-forming) activity
Source: RefSeq, a predicted model, not a curated record
CAACGUCUCCGCCAAAAAAUUAUUGUGCAAGCCGCUCUCCGAACGCCAGCAAUUGUCCUGAGACUCACCCAAUCCAGCGAUAAUUCUGCCCCCAAGCUGUUUGGAAUUCUACCACACUCACGAUCUCACACUUGAAUUCUGACAGAAGAAGAGCCUGUCUAUUACUGUUCACUGUCGUCGAGACUUCAUCCUCUACAUUUCUACUAUCUUGACUUCUGUACAACCCUCUUUUGUGUCUUCAACCCUCCCAAGUUCUUCCUCUGUUUACCCCUCACCGCCGCAACAAUGUCAGCAAAAUCCAUUCUCGAGGCUGAUGGAAAGGCCAUUCUGAACUACCACCUCACUCGUGCUCCAGUGGUCAAGCCGACUCCUCUGAAACCAUCUGGUGUGCACAAUCCUCCUGCGAAACUAGCCUCCCUCUACUUCCCCGAAGAUGAAUCGGUUAAGACGAUUCUUGAUCAAGCAGAAGCCACCUAUCCAUGGCUCCUCGCCCAGGGUGCCAAAUUCGUCGCAAAGCCAGAUCAGCUGAUCAAGAGAAGAGGAAAGAGCGGCUUGUUGGCCUUGAACAAGACGUGGGCCGAGGCCAGAGCAUGGAUCGAAGCCAGAGCCGGCAAGGAACAGAAGGUCGAGACGGUCACUGGCGUGCUCAGGCAAUUUUUGGUUGAGCCGUUUGUGCCUCACCCUCAAGAUACCGAGUACUACAUCAACAUCAACUCUGUCAGAGAUGGCGACUGGAUCCUCUUCACACACGAGGGUGGUGUCGAUGUUGGUGAUGUCGACGCAAAGGCGGAGAAGAUCCUCAUCCCAGUCGACCUGAAGAACUUCCCUUCGAAUCAAGAGCUGGCUGCGGCACUCCUCAAGAAGGUCCCCAAAGGUGUCCACAACGUUCUACUCGACUUUAUUGUCCGACUCUACUCCGUCUAUGUGGAUUGCCAGUUCACCUACCUCGAGAUCAACCCCCUGGUUGUCAUCCCCAACGCUGCAGGCACUUCAGCUGACGUCCACUUCCUCGAUCUUGCCGCCAAACUAGACCAGACGGCAGACUUUGAGUGUGGCACAAAAUGGGCCAUUGCACGGAGUCCUGCUGCUCUUGGUCUCCCCGGAACCAAGACCGAUGGAAAAGUCACCAUCGACGUGGGCCCACCAAUGGAAUUCCCCGCACCUUUCGGUCGCGAGCUCAGCAAAGAAGAAAAGUACAUUGCGGACAUGGAUGCGAAGACCGGUGCCUCACUCAAGCUUACCGUGCUGAACUCUCAAGGUCGCAUCUGGACUCUUGUCGCUGGUGGUGGUGCUUCGGUCGUGUACGCCGACGCCAUUGCUUCCGCUGGAUUCGUCUCCGAGUUGGCCAACUACGGUGAAUACUCAGGCGCCCCAAGCGAGACGCAGACGUACAACUAUGCCCGCACCGUUCUUGACCUGAUGCUCCGAGCGCCAUUGCACCCUGAUGGCAAGGUCCUGUUCAUUGGUGGUGGUAUCGCCAACUUUACCAACGUUGCCUCCACCUUCAAGGGUGUCAUCCGCGCCCUAAGAGAGGUCGCCCCUGUUCUCAACGAGCACAAGGUCCAGAUCUGGGUCCGCCGUGCGGGUCCCAACUACCAAGAAGGUCUCAAGAACAUCAAGGCCGUCGGUGAAGAGCUUAAACUAAACAUGCAUGUGUACGGCCCUGAGAUGCACGUCAGCGGUAUCGUGCCUUUGGCCCUGCUCGGCAAGAAGACCACCGUGCCCGAAUUCGGCGCGCAGUAGAUGACUCUCUUGGGCUGUUAUGUAGUUUGGUCUAAAGUAUCUUCCUUGUCAAGCAGUUUUGGUAGGCUGGCAUGCGCCUGGGCAAUCGGAAAAGGCAUUGGUGUUUCUUUGCGGAGUUUGCCUGAUGAUUACGAAGGAGCAUUGUUGCUAUGUAGUAUGACGAGUGGUCAUCGCCCUUGUUGGGCGGGAUUGAAACUCGAGACAGAUGAACGUGAAUAUCAGAUGUUAGACCUUUCACGAUAAUGACAAAGUGACGCAAGCCAAAUUUAUUCCUUGGUCCUUGUGACGGAUGCGAAUAA